AUGGCUUUGUACUACAAUAUGGUCUUUGGCUUGCUUGUGGUGGAGAUGCUCUUCUUCACCAUCUUGUCGUUGCCUUUCCCCAGACGAGUGAGAAGAACCGUCUUGGCCACCGUCUCCAAGCCAUUCACCUCAGAACAUGUCCAGAUCAUUACUAAAUGUAUCUUUGGGUUUGUUGCAGUUCUUUUUAUUGACUCUGUUAACAGAGUCUACACUGUCACUUACGAGUUGCUGAAUGCUGGUGGCGAGCAUGGAAUGGUUGACAGAUCUGAGAUCAGGGCAAGAAAGUUCUACGCCCAGAGAAACAUGUACCUUUGUGGUUUUGCGUUGUUUUUGACUCUUCUUACCACCAGAGCUUACUCGUUGGUGGCUGAGCUUGUGUUCACUAAGGAUAAGGUGGAUGACUACAAGAAGGAGCACGGUGAGAUCACUCCAGCCACCGGUGACAGUGACGAGAUUGUUCAAUUGAAGAAAGAGUUGGCUUCUAAGGAUGAAGAAUUGACCAACUUGAAGGAACAAGCCGAGGGCUUGUCUAAGGAUUACACGAACGCUUCUGACUUGGCUGACACCAAUGCUGCCGACUUGGCCAAGGAGACCACUGGCAUUUCUGGCUCAGCUAUCGAGACGGCUGCCGACAACGGCACCAGGGCUUCUGUUUCAGGUUUCAAAAAGGAGUAG
Messenger RNA from Candidozyma haemuli, 675 nucleotides. RefSeq lists its product as uncharacterized. Gene Ontology annotation, biological process: intracellular protein transport; endoplasmic reticulum to Golgi vesicle-mediated transport. NCBI's taxonomy places the organism in Eukaryota, Fungi, Ascomycota, Pichiomycetes, Serinales, Metschnikowiaceae. The record is from RefSeq and is a predicted model, not a curated record. Gene Ontology annotation, cellular component: endoplasmic reticulum; endoplasmic reticulum membrane. Bases 1 to 675 code for a protein of 224 amino acids. The transcript has a single exon.